Molecule: messenger RNA, 2720 nt
Organism: Bombina bombina (fire-bellied toad)
Lineage: Eukaryota; Metazoa; Chordata; Amphibia; Anura; Bombinatoridae
Product: DBIRD complex subunit ZNF326
Exons: 18
Coding region: 90-2414 (774 amino acids)
Cellular component (GO): nucleus; nuclear matrix
Molecular function (GO): protein kinase A regulatory subunit binding; DNA binding
Source: RefSeq, a predicted model, not a curated record
AAAAGAUAGGUUUGCGCAUGCGCUCUUGGUUUGUCUUGUGAAGGUUUGGUCGUUGCUCUCGCUAGUCUGUGGAUCACGGAUUUAAUGCAAUGUAUGAAAACAAGAGAAAUAUGAAUAACCAAGGCCAAAACUUCAAUCCUGGAUCUUCAAAAAAUUACCAAAAUUGGGAUGGAUCCAAAACAUCCAGUAAUUUUGUGCCACUUUAUAAUCAGAACUUUGGAGUGCCAUUAGAUGGACCUGGGCCUACAGCCAGAAAUGUAUCAUGGAAUGUACCCCCUAGCGCAAACAGCCAACCUUCCUUAUUACCUUCAUUUAACCAGAGUUAUGGAAGGCCAUCAGAGGGAUCUCAACCUCCAGAGAGAAAUGCAUCAUCUUGGAAUGCACCACCUAGAUCAAACCAGGGUUUUGGUAUGCCAUCAGAAGGACCCCGAGCUCCAGAGAGAAAUGUAUCCUCUUGGAAUAGCCCAUCCCCCCUCGUGUCUCGAUUUAAUCAAAGUUAUGGUAUGCAAUCAGAAGGAUCCCGACCUCCAGAGAGAAAUGUAUCAUCUUGGAAUGUGCCACCAAGGUCAAACAGCCCUCCCCUCCUUGCCCCUCGAUAUAACCAAGGUUUUGGUAUGGCACCAGAAGGAUCCCGGCCUCCAGAGAGAAGUUUGUCAUCUUGGAGUCUACCACCUAGGUCAAACAGUCCGCCACCCCACGUCCCUCAAUUUAACCAGGGUUUCAAUUUGCCAUUAGAGGGAUCUCGUCCUUCAGACAGAAUACCUUUCCAGUCUGCUGGUCCAUCCGGAUUUAACAGUGGAUCUGACUGGCAUCUGGGGCCAAGUACUUCACAAUGGAGUAUUCACGGUGGAACCCAGUCCUACAACCAAAUUUCAUCUGAUUUCAACCGGAAAGGUGUUAAUAACUGGAUGGGACGGGGUAAUAAAGGAGGAUUCAACAAGGGGAAAAGGAGAGGCCAAAUGAUGCAGAAAAAGAAGCGGAAGUUGCCUGGCGGUUUUGAAGAGCCAAACAAGAAGCGUCAUAUUGAAAACAACACGGACAAUGAUGGCGAACAAAAACCGCUAAAUAAGCCAGGAAAUACACCAGUAAAGAAGCCAGGAAAUACCCCAGAAAAUAAACCAGUAAAGACGCCAGGAAAUAUACCACAAAAUAAACCAGUAAAGACGCCAGGAAAUACACCACAAAAUAAACCAGUAAAGACGCCAGGAAAUACACCACAAAAUAAACCAGUAAAGACGCCAGGAAAUACACCACAAAAUAAAUCAGUAAAGACGCCAGGAAAUACACCACAAAAUAAACCAGUAAAGAAGCCAGGAAAUACACCACAGAAUAAGAAGACAAAAACACAAAAUGGGAAUGCAAAUAAAAAUAAGCCUGUUUCAUCAGAACCAAAUCCUGCUGCUGAAAACUCUCAAAAAUUCUCAAGACGAAAGACGAGGAGAGGGAGAAGAGGAAAGGGACAUUGGAUGCAUGCUUCAGAUCCGAAUCCUCAUUUUUCUUGCUGCUUAUGCUGCUUUGAUACUCAAAAUGAGAUAGAGAUUCAAAAGCAUUUUAAAUGUACGCUGCACCAUAGUACUCUGAAACAUCUGUGUACUUAUUUUCCAAAACAGGAAGUGGAUUUUCUACAGGAAUACAUGGUAUAUGAUAAUUGGAAGCUUAACGCUAAUAAGUCAAAGGAUUUUGUUCCCAAGAAUGGUUCCUUUAGAGGUAUAGGACAAGAGCACUUUUUUCGCCGUGUCGAGGCUGCCCACUGCAUUGCUUGUGAUGUCCUCAUUCCAGAUAUUCAUCAACGUUUGAUGGAGCAUAUAAAAACUGAAAGUCAUUCAUUGAAUCGUAGGGCAUUAAAUCAAGAUCUAAAGAAAAAGAGUAUUAAGACAGCAGAUUGGAUGUUCAAAAAUAAACGUUUCAAGCAGAUGUUUGCUGCACAUGUUAAGGGGGAAGAUCCUUUUAAAACUGCGGAAGAUGUUUUAACUACUGUUGAGGAUCUAGUGUCUGAGGACGAUGCCGCUUCUGAAGAUGACGUUAUAGAAGUACCUUGCAAAGAUGCAGAAAAUGAAAAGUUGUGCCCUCCAGAACUUCAGCCACAUCAGACUGAAGAGGAGGGCCCCAUUAACCUAGAGGAGGGCCCCAUUAACCUAGAGGAGGGCCCCAUUAACCUAGAGGAGGGCCCCAUUAACCUAGAGGAGGGCCCCAUUAACCUAGAGGAGGGCCCCAUUGACCUAGAGGAGGGCCCUGUAAACUCAGAGGAGGGCCCCAUUGACCUAGAGGAGGGCCCUGUAAACCCAGAGGAUGCUCCUAUUGACCUAGAGGAAACACCUGUUAACCCAGAGAAUGCUCCUAUUGACCCAGAGGAAACACCAGUUAUCCCAGAGGAUGCCCCCAGUGAACCACAGACUGUUGACACUGAAAUGUAAAUAGUUAUAUGCAGUUAAUAUGCCUUUUUAGUAGACCAACACAUGUUGUUUGUUGAUUAGUGCCCACUAGUCGUCAAGUGUUCAAAAUAUGUUCCCUUGUUAUCAAUGGAAAUAUCCCCAUAUUAUAAAUCCGAACAAAAGGGAUCAUAAAAUUAUUUCUUUACACCAUUUUAAUGUUUUAAGUUGUUUCUUUAAAGACAGUUCAGAACUGACUCAUGCAAUUCAUACUUGACCAAGAAUUGUUUAUCACAAUAAUAUUCAGUGUAAUUGUUCACUAAAUAAUUGAACAUUUCUGAUAACUUGCAA